AUGAGCACUGUGGAGGAUUUUGUUCUGCAGGCGCUGGCAUCCACAGAUGCCGUUGAGUCUGACAAGUUGGCGGAGACGUUGCGGGUCAAUCAUCAAGAUGUUGUGGGCGCCAUCAAGUCACUGGAGGCGGAUGGCUACGUUGUGAGCGAAAUUAAGCCAAAACCAACGUGGAAGCUGACAAGUGAGGCGGAGAAUAUAUGCGAGAGCGGCAGCCCAGAGUUUCUUCUCUGGGAGUUGUUGGCAGGUGGUGCAAUGACACAAGAAGACAUUGCUGAGAAGUUUGGAAAAGAUGUGGCCGCUGUGGCAGUAGCGAAUGGCAUGAAGGCUAAAAUCUUUGCUUUAAAUAAAAGUGAGGGUAAAAUCAUCGUCACUCGUUCCCCUUCUGUCUCCUCCUUUCACGACGGCAUACGCGUUUCACUGAUGCGGGCCCUGAAGGGCGAGCAUGUCGAUCCAAAGGAAGCGGAGACGCUCAAGAAGCGCAAGCUGGCGACGCUGGACAACAUGAAGGUCUUUUUCGUGACCAAGGGCCCAAAUUAUGCGACACAACGACGGGCAAAGGCGGUGGGUGAUCUCACGAAGGAAAUGCUGCAGGAUGGGUCGUGGAAGACAGCGCACUUCAAGGAGUAUAACCUUGGCGCCGCGGGUCGUGAGGUGGGCUGUGGCCAGCUGCACCCACUCCUCAAGGUACGCCAAGAGUUCCGCGAGAUAUUCAUGGAGCUUGGUUUUCGGGAGAUGGAGACGGAUCGCUGGGUGGAGUCUUCCUUUUGGAACUUUGAUGCGCUCUUUAUUGCACAAAACCACCCUGCCCGCGAUGUGCAGGACACUUUUUUUGUCUCCAAGCCAUCGACCCAUAAGCUGGAUCACCGCGAGGUUGUGGACCGCGUGCGUGAAAUGCACGAAAAGAACUUUAAUUACACAUGGAAAGAGGAGGAGGCACGGCGUAAUGUGCUGCGCACGCACACAACUUGCUGUUCCGGCUAUUGGCUCCAUCACAUUGCGAAAUCGUCCCCGUUGCUACCGAACGGACGCCGUGAUUUUUGCCCUGGUCGCUACUACAGCAUUGACCGUGUCUUCCGCAAUGAGGAGAUGGACCGCACACAUCUUUGUGAGUUCCACCAAGUUGAGGGCUGCGUCAUUGACCGUAACAUCUCCCUAUCGAAUAUGAUGCACACUUUUCAGCUUUUCUUUAGUCGGAUUGGAGUAGAGAAGUUACGCUUCAAGCCUGUCUUCAACCCGUACACGGAGCCGUCAAUGGAAAUCUUUGGCUGGCACAAGCAGCUGAAGCGGUGGAUUGAAGUGGGCAACAGCGGCCUCUUCCGCCCCGAGAUGCUUGUGCCGCUGGGCUUUGACGAGGACGUCACGGUGAUGGCGUGGGGACUGUCGCUCGAACGGCCAACGAUGAUCAAGUACGGCCUGUCGAGUAUCCACGAGCUCUUUGGUCACAAGGUUGAUCUGCGCUUUAUCAAACAAUCCAAACUGAUGCGUUUCUAA
Molecule: messenger RNA, 1491 nt
Organism: Trypanosoma cruzi
Lineage: Eukaryota; Euglenozoa; Kinetoplastea; Trypanosomatida; Trypanosomatidae
Product: phenylalanyl-tRNA synthetase alpha chain, putative
Exons: 1
Coding region: 1-1491 (496 amino acids)
Biological process (GO): phenylalanyl-tRNA aminoacylation
Cellular component (GO): cytoplasm; phenylalanine-tRNA ligase complex; cytosol
Molecular function (GO): phenylalanine-tRNA ligase activity; tRNA binding; ATP binding
Source: RefSeq, a predicted model, not a curated record